Messenger RNA from Argiope bruennichi, 3616 nucleotides. Its product is annotated as growth/differentiation factor 8-like. Lineage: Eukaryota; Metazoa; Arthropoda; Arachnida; Araneae; Araneidae. The record is from RefSeq and is a predicted model, not a curated record. Gene Ontology annotation, cellular component: extracellular region. Gene Ontology annotation, molecular function: growth factor activity; cytokine activity. The transcript is spliced from 4 exons. Gene Ontology annotation, biological process: SMAD protein signal transduction. The coding region runs from base 36 to 1331 and encodes 431 amino acids.
UCUCUCUAGAGGUGGGGUCAGCGCUGGAUUCUGGCAUGUCCUCCUCCAAUCAAGGGCGGUGUGGGGCGUGUCCUCGGCCGUCUCCAUAUAAAAUGGUGCGAAUGUGGGGAGUUUGUUCUCUAACACAGUCGUCGGCCGCCUGCGACAAGCCUUUCUUCUCCCUCUUCCCUCCUGCCAUGUCGGUCUCCUUGCAACGAGUGUGCUUCGUGUGGCUGUGCGCGCUCUCGGCAGUGGCGUGCGUGCCCUCGGGGGAGCUGGCCCUCCUCGAGUCCGAAGAGGAGGAGGGCCCCCUUCUCCCCGAACAGAUUGAGAGCAACUGCAGCCGCUGCGGUGACAAGCGCGAGCGGCGGGCCAUGCGCCUCGACAUGAUCAAGUUCCAGAUCCUUAACCAGCUGGGUCUGAAGGAGGCACCCAACGUCACCCUCAAGAACCUCCCCCACAUCCCCCCGCUGGACACGCUUCUCGACCACUAUGCUAUGCAGGCGGACGCACCGCAUUUCGUCCCCGGCCCAGAGUACGGAGAUGAUGACGAUUUCUACCUGGCCGCGGAAAAAGUGCUCACCUUCCUGCAGCCCACUCCUGAUCCCCUGGAACUGGCCCUUGGCGACCAGCAACUCUACUUCCAGCUGCCGUCGAGUCUCCAGCAGUCCCAAAUCCAGUCUUCGCAUCUCUGGAUCCACCUGAAGCCGACACGGCACACUCUGCACCUCAACAUGACACUCUACCAAGUGGACCGGCAGCCGUCGGGCCAAAUAGAUUUCGUUCAAGUCAAAAGAAAAACUCUCGAGAAAAAGAAUAAACACGGUCACUGGGUGGUUUUUGACGUGAAGAAGACACUCAAUCAUUGGCUGAAGCAUCCUUCCGAAAACCAUGGGUUCGUCCUUCACGCGAUAGGAGCAGACAUCUCCGAUCUUCUUGCAAUAUCCGAAGAAAACGGCGAAAGCAAAAAGCCUUUUAUUGAAACCAAGGUAGAGAAACAAAAGCACAGGAGAACCAAGCGGAUGAUCGGUCUGAACUGCGAGGAGAAUGCCGACGAAGUCCGAUGCUGCAGAUAUCCUCUGACGGUGGACUUCGAAGAAUUUGGCUGGGACUGGAUUAUCGCCCCCAAACGCUAUGAAGCCAACUACUGCAGCGGGGAGUGCCCAUAUGUUUUUCUGCAGAAAUACCCACAUACCCAUCUCGUCCAGCAGGCCAACCCACAGGGCUCUGCGGGGCCCUGCUGUGCGCCUCGUAAGAUGUCCUCCAUAUCCAUGCUGUACUUCGAUUCAGAGUUCAACAUCAUUUACGGCAUGCUGCCGGGCAUGGUGGUGGACCGCUGCGGGUGCUCGUAGUGAAUAGGGACCCUAGGUGACUGUUUUUUUGCUAAAAUGUCUUUCGAAAGACUUGGAUGACGCUGUGAUCUCUUGUCGCACACGAAACACCGGAGGAAGACUUUUGUUGGCGUCCGUCUUGGUUCUACGCGCAACUUCGUAGUGCUGCUGCUCUAUGUUGUAGCUGCUACGGUAGAGCAAAAGAUUGCCCUGAAGAUUGUGCACUACGGAAUACCACCACAGUACUUGUUUGUAUGUUGUUGUAGAACUGGUGAUUUCUUUUUUCCCACUCGGUUACGUGUGCGAAUUAUUUAUUUUUGUGUUAUUUUAUUUGACAUUUUUCUUUCUUCUGAUGGAUCUUCUUGAAAGUUAUAAGAACGAAGAAGUACGACGCCACAGAACAAAUAUUGAACACAUCUGACUUUUUUCCCUUAAAAAAUCAAAUUGUUUUUCGAGCAGUUAAAAGAAAUUUUAGUAUGCAAACGGAGAAGACAUAAAUAUCCAAAAAAAAGUUUUCGAAUCAUGAUCCUAAUUCAGUUUUCUGAUUGGAAAAAUUUGCAUUUUUAACAUGGCCCUUUAAUAAAUUCUUGACUUUAAAAUCAUUUAGAUAACUAAUGUAAACGGCGAUUCAUAAAAAUGAAUGAGUGAAUGAAUGUAUAGUAUUUAUAUUAAACAAAUCGCGCAACUCUUACUGCAACCGGGAGUUUUUUUAAAGUAGUGAUCUCAAAGUGAUAAACUUGCCUUGAUCUAACUUCACUGCCAUGCUUCUACAAGGCGCUUGCGUCUGCAACAAACACUCCACCCAUUGCCAAUAUCUCCGCAGUGAUGCUCAACCCUUGAUUUGGGAGUGGAGUGCUGAGGUGCCGGUUUGAAUCAGUUGAACGAUUCCUUGCAACAUUCCAUUCUGUUCUGAAUUUCUUUCACUUUAACAAAUGAUCCAGUCUCCUCCGACUGGAGAAAGAGCUUUCUAUCUGUGGCGAACAAACAGAACCCAAAUCAUAAAAGGCAGAUGCUUUUCAAAGUAGUCCUUUUUCAGUUUCUCAGAGCAGGGUAUUUAUACAGUUCUGUUCAGACGACAGCCUUUCCGAAUUAAUGCAUGUGAUGUUAGCCUGUGAACUCGUUUUGUAGAUUAACUAUAAUGCAAGCUUGUGUUCGUGUACAGUCUGUGUUACUGUACAUUUUGGGUCUAGAUUGAGAGAGAAAAAAUAUGGUGCGAGUGAUGUACAUCAUUUGUGUCCGAUGCGUACGCCCAAACGUAUUCAAUCCAAUCUCGCAGCAGAAGCGGAUCUAUUAAGCUUGUGAAAUUUUUUUUUUGUUUUGUUUCUUUUGUCAUCAGCAGGGCUUCUUAAACUUUAUGUAAACCGAAACAGGCUUUCAAAUUCUUGUAAAAAAAAAUUGCUGAUUACAUUCACUUUGUAAGAUGACAUUAUUAAUAUAUUUUUGAAUUAAUAGUUAAACUUUCACUGAAUUGCGAUUCAUAUUUUCAUCAUCAACAAGAUCCUCCAAAUGAUUUUUAAUAAACGAUUAAUGCAAUAAUUUUAUCACAUUUGUAUGUAAAAUUUAUUUUUAUAAAAAUCAAAAGAAAUUUUAAGAGAACUAUUAAAAGCUUUUAUUUCUUAACUUUAAUUAAAAUAAUCUUGAACUAAUCUAAACUAUUUUUCCUGAAAUUCUUUGCAAUUUGCAAGAAAACGUUUUUUAUAGUAUUAAAUUAAAACGUACUUAUUAAUUUUUUUAAUUGUAUAGCAUAUAUAUUAUUUGCUAUUGUAUAAUUAUUUCUUUAAUUUUGUUUACUUACUAAUUACCUUUUUAACUUUGUACACAAAAUUACUUUCUUCACCUAAGAUUUGUAAGUGUAACAAAUUUAAGAAGCCCUGGUGCUCAAAUCGCUUCUGAUAGUUUGUUAGAGCGAAAAUGUUAAGAUAUAAAUUUCUUUAUAGCAACAUCAACAAUAGCUUGCAAAAAAUAUCCAGUUAAAAAUUUUUAGCACAAAUUUGUUUAUUUUUUACUUGAUUGAGUCUUUUUUUACUUAAACCCAAUUUCAGUUUUAUGUGUGUAAAAGAAAAGCGCAUAUGCUCUUUGUUGGCUGUUUAAACUUUAGGAAUUUUUAACAGCCUUAUAUGAUGUGUUCAUUUCUGCAAAAUUUCUUUUUAAUUUAUAUUAAAUUGUAUUAAUUUUAUAAAUAUCUGACAAUGAGAUAAUAUUGAAAGGAACCUGGUGUACGCACAAGUUUUCAUUGGCAUUGUAAAAUUUCAUAGGAGCUUGUUAUGUUGAUGGCUUAUUCAGGUGAUAAUAAAUUUUUAGUUUUA